UGGAAUGAAGUUACUAAAUAUUUUCGAGCGGAGAUGCCACGAAGGAAACACAGGCAGCACUUCAAAAAAUAUGGGAAUUGUUUUACAGCAGCAGAAGCAAUCAGCUGGCUUCAUGAAUUGCUCAGGAAUAACAAUAACUUUGGUCCCGAAGUUACCAGGCAGCAGACUAUUCAGCUGUUAAGGAAAUUUCUCAAAAACCAUGUGAUUGAGGAUAUAAAAGGAAGAUGGGGCUCAGAAAAUCUGGAUGACAACCAUAACUUGUACAGAUUUCCUUCAGCAUCUCCAGUUAAAAUUCUGCCACGCCGACAUCCACUGAGUGAGAGUACAGAGAAUAGGUCCAAAGAGUCUGAAAGUGUGUUUAAAUUACCACAGUACUCAAGAAAGACUCCCAAAAAAUAUAAUUCCCAGGAAUGUCAGGAGAACAAAGAAAAUGUACAAAGUGAAACUAUAGGAGAUGAGAAGGGACAGACAGCAUUUAGGAGGCAGAUAACCCAAGCAGACAUUGAAGAAGUUUGGAGAAACAUCAUUAUGAUACAGUGAGUUAUACAUAGUUUUCUAUCUAUCCCAUUACUUCCCAAUAGACCCUGAGGCUGGAAUUGUUGUUUUCUGCAUCAAAAGUAAUUCCCAGUGAUCUGAACAAAAGAUUCUUCAAAAUAUUCUGUUAGUACCAACUGCAUUCAUGUUAUAUGGUCUUGCACUAGUAAACCAUUUUGAGGCAUGGAAGUA
Sceloporus undulatus (fence lizard) is the source of this 726-nucleotide messenger RNA. RefSeq names its product DEP domain-containing protein 1A-like. Gene Ontology annotation, cellular component: nucleus; transcription repressor complex. NCBI's taxonomy places the organism in Eukaryota, Metazoa, Chordata, Lepidosauria, Squamata, Phrynosomatidae. The annotation marks the transcript as partial. The record is from RefSeq and is a predicted model, not a curated record. The transcript has 3 exons. Gene Ontology annotation, biological process: intracellular signal transduction.